UGCGUCGUCAUCCGACACGGGCCAGGGUCAGUGCGGUAUAUAAAGUUCGAAUUGACCCGCAGCUUCCCAACGCACUCACAUCUUUCCCAUUCGCGACAACUUCUCUCAACCACACAUCUCUAUCAGACUCCCUUACAACAUGGGCAUUCUGAGCCGCUCAGUCCUCCGCGGCGUUGCUGUUGGUAUCGUCACGCAGUCCGUGUUGGCGGGACCGUAUAGUAUCGCGCAGACCAACAUCGGCUCUGAUUUCUUCAACAACUUCCAAUGGGAGAACAUCUCCGACCCGACUAACGGUCGAGUUGAAUAUGUGACGCAGGCAACGGCGCAGGCGGAGAACCUCACUUAUGCCACGUCUGAUACGUUCGUUUUGCGAGCCGACUCUACGACCACCCUCUCCGCAGAUGGUCCCGGCAGGAAGAGCAACCGCAUUAAGAGCAACGCGCAGUACAACACGCACGUCACUGUUUUCGACAUUCUCCAUAUGCCCCAAGGCUGCGGAACGUGGCCAGCGUUGUGGGAGGCAGACGACAGCGUCGGCACAUCCGCUGGGGAGAUCGACAUUCUCGAGGGAGUGGACGAUAUCGCACCCAACAGUGUCACGCUACACACGUCGGGCAACUGUACUAUGCCGAGCAACCGCACAAUGCUAGGAACGUCGCUAUCGGACGAUUGCAGUUCCAGUGCGGAUAUCGGAAACGGCAACAAUGGCUGUUCGGUGGAUGCUCCGUACACGUCGUCCUACGGGCCCGUGUUCAAUUCCAACGGAGGAGGCUACUACGCCCUGGAGCGGACCUCGGAGUACAUUCGAGUGUGGUUCUGGGCGCGCAAUCAGGAUGGUAUUCCAUCGGAUAUCUCUGGUGGCGCGAGCAGCAUCGACACCGACGAUUGGGGAACACCGAUUGCAGACUUCCCGGAUGACGAUUGCGCUAUCAAUGAGGUGUUCGGCAACAACAAUAUCAUUGUCGACCUCACCUUCUGCGGCGGCUGGGCUGGUGACGACUUCAGUGGUGCCGGUUGCGGCUCGAACUGCACCCAAUACGUAAACGAGAAUCCAUCAGCGUUCGAGAACGCAUAUUGGGAGUUUGCCGCUGUGCGCGUAUACAGUCCGUCGAGCUCGUCUAACACGUCGGCCACCACCAACGCAGCAUUGUCUGCGAAUGUGCGGGCGAGCUCAUCGACGUUAUCGGCGUCACUGGGUUACAUGAUGGACAUCUUCACGUCGCCCACCUUGAUCGCCCUCGCAGUUGUGGGUGGUGCUUGGGGUCUAGCAUAAAGAGUUGGAUGACGGGCAAAGAAUGGUUGAUCUUACGCACGGACAGUCUAAUAUACGCAUGGACAAAGUCCCGAAUACUAGCGGUCAGCAGCAUGUAUCGCAUACUUUGUAUCGCAAUUGCACUACAUUUUACUCUUUGUGAAUCA
Messenger RNA from Rhodofomes roseus, 1419 nucleotides. RefSeq names its product putative beta-glucanase from glycoside hydrolase family GH16. The coding region runs from base 140 to 1273 and encodes 377 amino acids. Gene Ontology annotation, molecular function: hydrolase activity, hydrolyzing O-glycosyl compounds. Gene Ontology annotation, biological process: glucan catabolic process. The record is from RefSeq and is a predicted model, not a curated record. Lineage: Eukaryota; Fungi; Basidiomycota; Agaricomycetes; Polyporales; Fomitopsidaceae. The transcript has 6 exons.